UCUCUCUCGAUCUCUUCCUCCCUCCCUUCUUGCCCUUCAUCAUGUUAUGUGUUGUGUGUAGUUGUGCAUUCUGCCUGUGUGUCUAUACGUGUUGUACCCUGACCCUCAACCUCCAUUGCCAUUGUUUAGCAGCCAGAUGGGGUGGUCCCGCCCCCCCGUACCCAUAAUCCCUGUGAUCCUUAUACCAGCUGAGACCAUUCCUGCCAUCUCUCCACCCUUCUCUCCACCCGCACCCUGGUCACCCAUGUCAUAGGUCAUACCUCUUCUUUUUUUUUCUCCUCUUUUCUGUUACCUUUUUUUUUUUUACACCCCUCCCAUUUGGCUUCUGUUGUGGUGGGGGUGGUGGGGUUUGUGGUGGGGAGUGUUUCUGGAGAGAUAUUCAGCUUCAGGUGGUUGUUUUUACCUCCAGACCUGUAGGAGAGAUCAGCCCAGUGAAGCGCCAGAAGGAGUUGUCUGUUAUUAAGGCUGUAGUUGGGGGUGUUUGGGUCGACGCCAUAGCUGUAGGCUUCAAGCUUCAGGAGUUCGGCACAACAGAACACCAUGUCAUGUCGCAUAUGGACCCAUUCUGCCGUGAUAAUCUGUAGCCGAUGCUUUCAAAAUGUUCUACCAAAACAUGCAGAGAGCAAACCCACCUCCAGUGGUGGUCAACACAGACAGUUUGGACACCCCCUCAUAUGUGAAUGGAACAGAAGCAGAUUAUGAGUAUGAGGAGAUCACUCUGGAACGGGGUAACUCGGGGUUGGGCUUCAGUAUUGCAGGGGGAACAGAUAACCCCCACAUUGGAGAAGACCCCAGUAUCUUCAUCACCAAGAUCAUCCCUGGAGGAGCUGCAGCUCAGGACGGAUGCCUCAGAGUGAAUGACUGCAUCUUGAGCGUAAACGAGGCAGACGUGAGGGAUGUGACCCACAGUAAGGCCGUGGAAGCCCUAAAAGUGGCCGGCUGCAUCGUCAGGCUCUACGUCCGCAGGAGAAAAGCCCUCUCAGAGAAGAUCAUGGAGCUCAAACUAGUCAAAGGUCCUAAAGGGCUAGGGUUCAGUAUUGCGGGGGGAGUAAGGAACCAGCACAUUCCAGGCGACAACAGCAUCUAUGUCACCAAGAUCAUUGAGGGAGGGGCUGCACACAAAGACGGGAGGUUGCAAAUAGGAGACAAACUAUUGGCUGUAAACAGCGCUUGUCUUGAGGAGGUGAGUCACGAGGAUGCCGUGGAGGCCUUGAAAAACACCCCCGAUGUGGUUUACUUGAAAGUGGCGAAACCCACCAGUGUCUUCAUGAACGACAGCUUCGCUCCGCCCGACAUCACCAACUCAUAUUCCCCUCACAAGGACAAACAUAUCAGCCCGUCCAACUACCUUAGCCAGCCCCAUACCCCCGACACGCCCGGACGCUACUCACCCAUCCCCAAGAGCAUAUUGGGAGACGACGAGAUCACAAGGGAGCGCAGGAAGGUGGUGUUACACCGUGGCUCUACAGGCCUGGGUUUUAACAUAGUAGGAGGAGAGGAUGGAGAGGGAAUCUUUAUUUCCUUCAUCCUGGCUGGUGGACCUGCUGACCUCUGUGGAGAGCUCCGGAAAGGAGACCGCAUCAUCUCAGUGAACGGGGUUGAGCUCCGCAGUGCGACCCAUGAGCAGGCAGCUGCUGCUCUGAAGAACGCUGGACAGACGGUUACCAUCAUAGCCCAGUACAGGCCAGAGGAAUACAGUCAGUUUGAAGCCAAAAUCCAUGAUCUUCGGGAGCAUAUGAUGAACAGUAGAAUCAGCUCAGGCUCUGGCUCUCUACGGACCAGCCAGAAAAGAACGCUCUACGUCAGGGCUCUGUUUGACUAUAACAGGACAAAGGACUCUGGGCUGCCCAGCCAGGGGCUUAACUUCCACUUUGGAGACAUCCUUCACGUGGUGAAUGCCUCCGAUGACGAGUGGUGGCAGGCGAGGCACAUGACCCACGAAGAAGAGGUAGAUGAGGUCGGAGUCAUCCCCAGCAGGAGGAGGGUAGAGAAAAAAGACAGAGCGCGGUUAAAGACUGUCAAAUUCAAUGCCAGGUCUCAAGACAAAGGGGUCCCUGACGACAAAGCACUGAGUGGCCAGGAGGAGUACGUCCUGUCCUACGAGCCAGUCACACAGCAGGAAGUGAACUACACACGACCCGUCAUCAUCCUGGGGCCAAUGAAGGACCGUAUCAACGAUGACCUCAUCUCAGAGUUCCCUGACAAAUUUGGGUCCUGUGUCCCACACACGACCAGACUAAAACGGGAUUACGAGGUGGAUGCCAGAGACUACCAUUUUGUGGUGUCCAGGGAGCAGAUGGAGAAAGACAUCCAGGAUCACAAGUUCAUCGAGGCAGGCCAGUACAACAACCACCUGUAUGGAACCAGCAUCCAGUCUGUACGGGAGGUCGCUGAGAAGGGGAAGCAUUGCAUCCUGGAUGUUUCAGGCAACGCCAUCAAACGACUACAGUCAACCAUGCUCUACCCCAUCGCUAUUUUCGUCAAGCCCAAGUCUGUGGAGAAUAUCCUAGAGAUAAAUAAGAGGCUAACAGAGGAGCAGGGGAGGAAGACGUUUGACAGAGCCAUAAAACUGGAGCAGGAGUUCACUGAGCACUUCACUGCUAUAGUCCAGGGGGACUCUCUGGAGGAGAUCUACAACGCGGUGAAAAUUAUCAUCGAGGAGCAGUCAGGACCCUUUAUCUGGGUGCCUGCCAAGGAGAAGUUGUGAAAGGAGGACAGAAGAGAUUACCCUUAUUUUCUUUAAGUGGUCUUCAUGUCUUCUCUGAUUUUACGUCUUUUUAUUUUUACCAACCUGGCCUGCUGUGAUCGCUGGCCCUCUUGCCCGGAGCUUAGCACCCCCUCCUACACAUACAUGCAUACAUGCAUGCAUACAUAUAUACACACACGUCUCCAACUUUCUCUCACACACACCACCCUGCUCCCCUCUGUCACACUGGCUAGAGAGCUGAUCACGCGUUGGAGUUCAAGAUCUAUCUUUCUCCCUCACACACACAAAAUGAUUUAAUGCUGUCUCUUUCUCUCACACACAAACAUACACUCUCUGGGGUUAUCUUGGGCUGUCUCUGACUGGUGUCUGGACCUUGUCUCUGGAUGUUUUUCUUGCUUAUGGGGAGAUUUUUUUGGUACAAUUCCUUAAUGUUUAAGGAACAUGAUUUAGAUGCAAUAUUAAUUAUAUAUUUGUUCCUUUUUUUUCAUGUUUAGGUUCGUCAAAGGAAAUGACAUGAGGCAAAACUUAGCACGUUAUAGCUUUAAAGAGCAUGUUUCGGACAAUUUUGAUUAUUUUCUUGUCACGUUUUUCUUCUUUAUUUCUCAUUUAGACUUGUAUCUGAACUGCAUUAUUCAUAGCCAUUAUUUUCACAUGUUGCAUAUCCAUGCACACCAACUGCGUCUCUGCUCAUCUGAAGCAGCCAUACAUACCUGUUUUAGUCUUUUCGAACUGCACAGAGGUAACUAGGUGAGUCGUUUUCUAUCAUUAGCCGCCUUCGUUCACUACGAUCCAUGAUGGUUUUAAUCUAUUCAUAUCACUAAGCUUUUGGGGGGGUCUACUUCCUGACCAGAAAUAGAGUGAAUGAAUGAAUGAAUGGCUGUUUUUAAACUGACUCCAGGUGUCCAUGUACUAAUUUUAGAAGCAAAACACUGAUGCAAAAUAAUGAAUUGUACGCUGAGAUUUUAACUGAUAUUUAACCUUCAGUCUACUGCCUAUUUUGUUAUAAUAAAAUGUCUAUAUUGAGCUUUA
Molecule: messenger RNA, 3736 nt
Organism: Salmo salar (Atlantic salmon)
Lineage: Eukaryota; Metazoa; Chordata; Actinopteri; Salmoniformes; Salmonidae
Source: RefSeq, a predicted model, not a curated record